Magnolia sinica is the source of this 1470-nucleotide messenger RNA. RefSeq lists its product as uncharacterized. The record is from RefSeq and is a predicted model, not a curated record. NCBI's taxonomy places the organism in Eukaryota, Viridiplantae, Streptophyta, Magnoliopsida, Magnoliales, Magnoliaceae. The transcript is spliced from 11 exons. Bases 100 to 1191 code for a protein of 363 amino acids.
UCUUCCCCAAAUUUAAACCCUACUCUCUCCAAUCUCUCUACCAUUCAAAAGAAGCCGUUGGCGCGUUUUAGCUGCAAAAACAUCAAAAGGCAAGGAGAAAUGAAGAGAAAAGCAGAAAAUGGAGAGGAGCAGAUUGCCGAUGCUCAAAACCAAAACCAGCAGCAGCAGCUGAAGGAGAAGAAGAAGAAGAAGAAGAAGAAGCUGAAGAACGAGGCGGAGGAGAAUAAACAGAUACCAACAGUGAGCAUAGCUGUCGCAGGCUCCAUCAUCGAUAAUGCUCAAUCCUUCGAACUCGCCACUCGUUUGGCUGGUCAGAUUGCCCGUGCUGCCACCAUUUUCCGCGUCGAUGAGGUCAUUGUAUUUGAUAACAAAGCUACCUCAGCAGAUGAUUCUGGUGUAACAGAAGCAGAAGAUACAGAUGCCAAUGAAAGUGGUGCACCAUUUCUAAUAAGGCUUUUGCAAUAUCUUGAGACACCACAAUACCUACGUCGCAGCCUGUUCCCAAAACAUUCCAGCUUAAUAUUCGUGGGAAUUUUGCCUCCCCUUGAUGCUCCUCACCAUCUCCGGAAGCAUGAAUGGGCUCCAUACCGUGAAGGUAUAACACUUAAAGCAAAACCUCCAAAUUCUACGGGAACACUUGUUGAUGUUGGGUUAAAUAAGAAUGUCGUGGUUGAGGAAGAACUUGAACCUGGACUGCGUGUCACUGUAGCCGUGGGAACCAACCGCCAUUUGGAAACAGAUUGUUUGCGAAAAGUGGUGCCCUCCUCCAAGCCUAGGGAAGAAUUGGGCCAGUAUUGGGGGUAUAAAGUGCGAUACGCAUCCAAUGUCAGUCAUGUGUUCAAUGGCUGCCCGUACGAGGGUGGGUAUGAUCAUACAAUUGGAACUUCAGAGCAUGGCCGCAUUGUUAAUUCAUCAGAGCUUGUUAUACCUGCAUUCAGGCACUUGUUGAUUGCUUUUGGGGGACUCAGUGGCCUGGAAGAGAACAUUGAAGAGGAUAGUAACUUGAAGGGUAAGGAUGUUCGCAAGGUCUUCGAUUCUUAUUUGAAUACAUGUCCCCAUCAAGGGAGUAGAACAAUUCGAACUGAGGAAGCUAUAUUCAUAUCCCUACAAUACUUCCAGGAACCAAUUGAGCGGGCCAAGCAGAGAUUCAAAGAGACAUUACAAACCAGAGGUGACGAAUUGCCUCAUUAAGACCCUACAUAUGGUUGCCUGUUGCACUCCACAGGCGCCAAUUAGUUUGGUCAUAACUUUCAUGUUCAAUCAUUCUCUUCAAGACUCUUUGGGGACAGUGCUUGAUAAAGACGUAAAUUGAUCCCUCAUCUAUCAUUGCCAUGCAUUGAUCCAGCAGGUCCCACGCUAAAGAGAUGGGACUCAAAUUGAUAUUGGACGUUGUAUUACUGCCUACUCUUAGCAUCAAGGUUGGGCCUCGGCUUAAAGACUGUUGGUCUCUUGCAUCAGGUCAUUUUCUUC